Pseudovirgaria hyperparasitica is the source of this 1546-nucleotide messenger RNA. RefSeq lists its product as uncharacterized. Bases 285 to 1151 code for a protein of 288 amino acids. The record is from RefSeq and is a predicted model, not a curated record. NCBI's taxonomy places the organism in Eukaryota, Fungi, Ascomycota, Dothideomycetes, Acrospermales, Acrospermaceae. The transcript is spliced from 7 exons.
UAUCGUUUCAAAUUGUCCAAGACCCCGAAGGGCCUGCCCCGAAGGGCGAAGAAUGCACUUGCAAAGGGACUUAUAUUCCACGACAAAGUGAGUGUGGGUGGUUGUUCGAGAUGACCGAGCGCCCUGCCAAGCCCACAGGUCAGGAUUGAGAUUGUCAGCAAAACAAACAAUUUCACCUGACCACACACCCGCCCAUCUCUCCCACACACCUACGACCUGUGGCACGACUUUCUCUCACGCUGAUGAUUCCUUCCUCACCUUACAGUCAAGUGAGCUGAGCUUACAUGGCUUGCGAUACUUGUGCCAUUGGCACACACCCCCUAUCACAGCAAGGACUUACUUUCGAGAGCUCACUGGCGAAUCUACGUAUUGUAGAAGCCGUCAGAGCGUGCAUCAACGCCAUAGCUCCUACAAAGGUAAUUGGCCAAGUCCUUAUAGUUGCCAUAGGAGCUGACGUGAUAGCAGGACCCGCGACUUGUAUCGCUACCAUGCGAAACCCGCAUGGGCAACAGUCCACAAGAACUCUCGUGUCUCUGGGAGAAAUGGUGAGAGUAAGCAAGAAAAUCUCUUCUCGCGGCCGAAUCGAGCUUUCACGCGAGACGAACGCUAGGAAGUAUACAUCGAAGAGCUUGGGAAGUGUAGUAGCAGCUACGACAAGAAAAGUUCCAAGGUGGGUCAUCAAUCAGCUUGAUGGACCUCAUUGUGUAUUUGAUGUGUGGCACCUGUUGGAAUAUGUCUUCGGACCACUCCGAGUUAUGGAAAGCGUAGCAGGCACCGUCGAGGAUACUCCUUGCCGUGGGAUGCGGUCGGUAACCGUCGAGUACAUUCUCUUGCAAUGCACCCAGAGCAUUUGGUCCGAGGGUAGUUUGUCUGAGGUGGAGGACUUGCGACCUGAUAUGUCCAGUGAGGGCGGUCAGAAGGCGGGAUAUACCAUGGUAUAUCUGGACAUUGGAAGGCGUGGCUCUGUUGACCCUUAUUGCACCACAGAAGGCGACAUAAUCCACGAACCGUCCGAUAUCAAGGCCUCUAGGGGUCAAUACGCAGUGCUAGUCAAGACUACCUGGACCGUUUGGCAGUCCAGGGACGAAAGAUUUGCAUGUCCAUUGUCAGCCCUGGUAUUGAUCAUAUGGGUGGUUCAAGUUUUCAGAUGAUAGCAGUCUCAGAUUGGCAGUACACUCGGGUUUGCAUGCUCUUUCUCGUGGUUUCACGAUGGAGGCUCUAGCAGUUAAAAGUGUAGCUGUGUUGUGACGCAAAGAGAAGAAGAUAGGAAGAAUAAAUUGAGACUGCCACAGCUGAGCAAGAAGAAAAUAGAGAGCGAGAGCUAGAAUGAGAAUGAGAUAAAAUGUAUACUGCCAAUUCCAAUCACGGCAUUGACAUGCUCAGGCUGUCUGCUAGGCCUACUUUGACGUGCAAAGUGAAGACUUAAGAGUUGAGACUAUAAAUCGAAGGUCAGUUCUGCUAGGACCAUGAUAUACUCAAAGGAUCCGUAGACUGUCGUUAACGAGAGAGGAUGAAGAAAUGAAUGAUGGAGUAGCGUUAACUAAAG